AGUUCUUUGUAAAUUUUAACAAGAGUGAAGCCCUGCACACUACUUCAGGAUCACCUCAUUGCUAUGCAGUAAUUCUCCCUAGUUUGCCACAAAGGUAGCCAAAAAUGUGUUUAAUUGACAAGCCCUGGUUUAUUUUGAGUGUCGCCAUUAAUUUCAUGAUAAUCUAUAACAGGUUGGCAAAUAUGUCAUGUAGUUUUGGAUACUGGAUGCAUAUUUACAAUGUUCCCUUGUUUAUUGUUGUUCCCCAACGGUAUCAUUGUUCUGAACAAAAAUAGUUCUCUUAUAUUUUAUGGUUUGCCCGUGUUUGAAUUGCUCUAUAUUUAGGUGUUUGUGGUACUUAUGCUGGAGCUGAUGGCUAAAAGACUAAAACGUUUGAGACUUUAAUCCCUCAUGCUGCAACCUCUUGUAGGGAGGCUUAAGACUGUUUUGAUCUCUCUGUUGAGCAACUGACUGCUCCGUCUGCAGGUCCACUCUUAACGCCGUUUCACUCAGCUAUGAGAUUAUCAGUUCGCUCAGUGUACUUCCUGACUCAGCGGUGGUGGAACAGUCCUCUUACGUCCUGCACACAAGGAAGAUGAAUAAUAAUACGCAGGAUACUGCAGUGCUUCAGCACAUUGAGAGGGAGGUACGCAUGCGUGAAGGAGCUUGCAAGCUACUGGCAGCAUGUUCCCAAAGAGAGCAGGCCCUGGAGGCCUCCAAGAGCCUCCUAACCUGCAAUACCCGCAUUCUGGCCUUGCUCAGCCAACUACAGAGGAUGAGGAAAGUACAAAUCCUACAAAGUGUGGGAUGCAGGCCAUCUGACGAUCUGGUGCCAUGUACAGGAAAAGUAGCACUUUCAGACCUGCGAAUCCCCCUCAUGUGGAAAGACUCAGAGUACUUCAAAAACAAAGGAGAACUACAUCGCUGUGCCGUAUUCUGCCUGAUCCAGUGUGGCACAGAGAUCCAUGAAACUGACCUGGUGAUGGUAGACAGGACAUUAACUGACAUCUGUUUUGAAGACACUAUAAUAUUCAACGAGGUAAGUCCAGGGUUUCAGCUUCGCGUUGAGCUGUACAGCAGUUGCGUGGUCGAUGAAUUCUCCCCUGGGGCCAUAGGAUCCUGGAGAGUGAGCCGUCUGGGGGGCUCUUUGGGAUGCUCCUCUGGGAAAAAGAUCCGUGCUGCAUUCGAGUCUGCAGCUGUUUGCGGAUCCAUUUCCAGUGGAGAUGUAAGAUCCGGAAGCGUGCCACCAACAUUAUCACCUGACCUGUUGGCACUGGGACCUAAGUAUAACCUUUUGGCUCACACAACCCUGAGAAUUGAGCAUGUCCGGGAAGGUUUCAAAACGCACGAUUUAUCACUUUCAGCGACAGAGGAUAAUCCAUUCUGGUUGCCUUUGUACGGAAGUAUGUGUUGUUGCUUAGUUGCUCAGCCUCUGUGCAUGAUUCAGCCAGUGAUAAGUGGCCAAAUCAAAAUCAAGGUGACAGAAUUUUUUUUUUUAAUUGUUCAAUAUUGUUAUUCAUUUAUCAUUAUUAUUCACAUUAUGACUUUUCUCACUGCUCUUGCUCAGCUCAGCUCAGAAGAGGACUGUAAUUAUUCUGAAACUGUCUAUGGUGUCCUCAAGAGGCAAGCCCUUCUCUGUUAUCAAAGUCAAGAAGGCCUGGAGUCUGAGGACAAUCCCUUGCUUGAGAUUCCAAUCACAAAGGAUACCGUUGUCUGUAUGUCUGACAGAGAUCCUGCCAAUUGCCAGAAAAUAUACAUCAAUACACAACGCCAAAGGGAGGACAUAACUUAUGUGCUUACCACAUGCACACUUGAAGACACACAGCACUGGAGGAAGGCCCUCUGUCAGCACAUCUAUAGCAUGAGCCAUUGGAAACAGUGCUGUGACAACCUCAUGAAGAUACAAAUGCCGAGCUCCAGGAAAUCAGUAAUGACGAAGCAGGGAUCUCUAUACCAUGAAAUAGCGACACCCUCCUCGCCCAGAAAGCAAACUGAGGUUCCAGAUUUAUCUACUGAUAUCCGCUCUUUGCUCUCUACAUACUACAAGGAAAGUUAUUGAUCACCCUGCCAAGGACACUGGGAAAGAGCGAAACACACUUCUCAGCAGCCCAAUUCUGGUUACCUUGCCCGGUCAAGGAGUUGGAGAAGGACAUGAUAAUUGGUGGUCUUUCAUGAUUUGGAAGGUCACCAGAAUUACUCAACUAUGCUUACUUUUUCAUGCUACUCCUGAAAGAAUCCAAACUGUUUAUCCAACAACAAUAGCUAGCAUUUUUUGGAGUCGAGGUGAUAUAAUGAGAUUCCACUCUAAUUUUGAUUCCAUUUACCUUGGCCCCUUAUCUUUAGUUACUGUGAUAAACAUGAAAAUAUCCAUUUAUUAGGCACCCACUGGGAUAAAAUCAUGUCUCACUAAUUUGAGUAUCAUGUGCAGCAACAUGUGCAUUUAUAUUUUCGCUUGGUUUUAUUGUUACACAGGAAGACAUGCGUUAAAUUUUAGUUGUACUAAUGGGGAUUAACAAUAGCAUUGUGCUAUUAUAGAAAAUAGCAGAAGUAGUCUGGCAUAUUUCUACUGAGUCAUAAGGCAAAUACUCUAGGAGGAAAAUCUUUUUACUGUAAAUCAAGAGCACACCUUACAUUGUCUACAAAUAUUUUCACUGAUGUUAUGCUUGUUUUGGCCACACCUCUUGGAAGCAUAUAAAACUCUACACUUCCAGUCAACAUCCUGUGGAACAAGAAAAAGGUCAUUAGUAUUCGUGGAGAAAGCAGGUAGGAAUCAGAGAAGGGUUUCUCAGAAGUUUGUCACUGGGUGUGCCUUAAUGCUAAAGAGGACGUGUGAGAAUGCAAUAAGCGAUUAGCGCUAAUCUAAUCUGUUAUCUGGAGAUGCCAAGGAUGCACAGAAUCCUUCGAGGCCUCACGUCAUGAUCAGGAAUUGCUAAAAUCUUAUCUUAUGUUAAGUAUUGUGUUUUAGUAUUUUGUUUUCGCCUUGCUUUGUGAAAAAAGAAACUUGAAAAUUCAUGGAUGACAAAAACAAUUACAUUUCAUUAUUAAAAAAUAUAAUUUUGAUUACAGAGCUUGAGCAUACUAGAUAACAAUUAGAGAUAAGACAUUAUUUUGGUAAUUUUUAUUUAUGGCAAUUGUGACAUGAACCUUACACUGGAUGGUGGUCUAAUAAAUUUGUUGAAUUCUGUACGUUAUCAUAAAGGACUUUUAAACAAUUUGUAAAUGUAAAGCUAAAAAUACACUGUGUGCUUUAUUUGAAUUAAUACAAAUUUCCUUAUAAAUUAUGAAUCUGAAAGUGAACUUUUGAGAUAACUUAGUUUGUUCUUGAUACCAGUGCACACGUUUGAGGAUGUGAAGCACAGUGCGUUCCACUCUUUAAAUAGAAUAUGUGUAACACGGAAGCACGAAAUUACAUUUGGCUCGAGGGUUUCCUGGGCUAGUACUCCUGUCAACAGCUUUUACAUAAGAAAAAAGCUAUUUUUGAUCAACCUGUCCAGGGUGUACUCUGCCUCUUGGCCUAUGACAGCUGGGCUAGUCUCUGACCCUGGGUAAUUGGAAGAAAAUGGAUAAAUGGAUAGACAACACACGAGUAUUAUAUGAUUAUUUUAACCCAUACAAAGGCCCGGGUU
This is a messenger RNA of Haplochromis burtoni (Burton's mouthbrooder), 3605 nucleotides long. Its product is annotated as rhotekin. The coding region runs from base 575 to 2038 and encodes 487 amino acids. Gene Ontology annotation, cellular component: actomyosin contractile ring. The record is from RefSeq and is a predicted model, not a curated record. The transcript is spliced from 12 exons. NCBI's taxonomy places the organism in Eukaryota, Metazoa, Chordata, Actinopteri, Cichliformes, Cichlidae. Gene Ontology annotation, biological process: actomyosin contractile ring assembly; signal transduction; mitotic cytokinesis.